UGUAUCCAUGACCUAUCCAGCGAGUGCCAUUUUAGUUUCUGGAAAUAGGUUAUGCAAUACUACUCGGAAACGAAGGAAAAUAGCGAUGUCUCUUGGAAGCAAUAAAGAGAGGCCAGAAGUGGCUGUUCAAUCAGGUGAUCAAAGGCUUUAUCUAGGUCUGGAUUUUGGCACAUCCGGUGCGAGGUUCGCCGCCAUUGACGAGGACGGCGCGAUUCAAACCGAGGCCAAGAGAGAGUAUCCUUUGUACAAGAAAGAAUGGAGAAACACAGGACUGGGUACGGUCGUGGAAAGAGACACUAUUCCUGCUACUUGAAGACAU
Messenger RNA from Neltuma alba, 319 nucleotides. RefSeq names its product D-ribulose kinase-like. NCBI's taxonomy places the organism in Eukaryota, Viridiplantae, Streptophyta, Magnoliopsida, Fabales, Fabaceae. The record is from RefSeq and is a predicted model, not a curated record. Bases 8 to 313 code for a protein of 101 amino acids. The transcript has 3 exons.